GACCCUCCUUAAGUUGCGUCGCGCCACAGCUGUCUGCGAGCAUUGAGCUGCCUGGCGCCAUCCUGAAAGAAUGCCUUCACUGUAAAAAAGAAAAAAGAGAAAAAAAAAAAAAGGGGGCUGGAGAAAGAGAGCAAGAGAGAGAGAGAGAGAGAGAGGUAGACUAGAGCAAGGGUGAGAGAGUAAGAGCCACACGGAGGAGCGAGCGAGAGAGAGAGAGAGAGAGCGAGAGAGGAGUUAAUGGAGAGGGCUACAACUGCGCACAAACACAGAUUUGAUCAGUGAGUUUAACUUGCUGGUGCUGGUCAGUGCGCAGCGAUCGAGCCCCGCGCGCCCUCGACUCGAACCUCCACUGUACUUGUUGAGCCGGACUCGAACACACGCACAAGACGAGGAAGAAGUUCAGGAACUGUGCGUCGGGCUGCUGGAUUCCAUUUUGGACGUUAUUUAUAUGACAACACCUUUGUUGCAUUUGUGAUGUGGGGUGACCAGAAGCGAGCGCGGAACCUGUGGAUUUAACGAGAAUAAACACGGAUUUGGGACAGACUCUUUCUUCUCUUGUGACGUGCACCGGUUUGCUUCGGCGUGCAUGAACAUUUUCUGAAGAAAAACCCACUCACACACACACACACACACAGAAAAAAAGAAAAAAGGCAAAGCGAUGGAAGUAAGUGCGGAUCAGCCACGAUGGAUGAGCCAUCAUCCCGCGGUGUUGAACGAGCAGCAUCCCGGCUCACACCACCCGGGCCUCGGCCACUCAUACAUGGACCCUUCCCAGUAUCAGCUCGCUGACGAUGUGGAUGUACUGUUUAAUAUCGAUGGACAGGGGAACCACGUCUCUCCAUACUAUGGAAACUCUGUCCGAGCCGUCCAGAGGUACCCUCCUCCUCCUCACAGUAGCCAGGUGUGCCGUCCCUCAUUACUGCACGGCUCCCUGCCCUGGCUGGAGGGGAGCAAAGGCAUCGCCCCGCACCACAGCACUUCUCCCUGGAACCUGAGCCCCUUCCCCAAGAACCCCCUGCACCACGGAUCCCCGGCCAGCCUGUCCGUCUACCCCUCGGCCUCCUCCUCCUCCCUGUCCACCGGCCACUCCAGUCCGCACCUCUUCACGUUUCCCCCGACCCCACCGAAAGACGUGUCCCCGGACCCGGGCUUAUCCACCCCGGGCAGCAGCUCCGGGCGGCAGGAGGACAAAGAGUGCAUAAAGUACCAGGUGACCCUGGCCGAGAGUAUGAAACUGGAGUCAGCUCACAGCCGGAGCGCGUCAGCCUCUGGCCACCAUCACCCCAUCGCCACAUACCCACAAUAUGUCCCCGAAUACGGGCCAGGCCUCUUCCCACCAAGUAGCCUGAUAGGUGGGUCAUCUUCUAGUUAUGGUUCCAAAACAAGACCAAAAACAAGGUCCUGUUCAGAGGGCAGAGAGUGUGUGAACUGCGGGGCCACGUCGACCCCCCUGUGGCGGCGGGACGGUACGGGUCACUAUCUGUGUAACGCCUGCGGACUCUAUCACAAGAUGAACGGGCAGAAUCGCCCCCUCAUCAAGCCCAAGCGGCGGCUGGUACGUCCCCACCACAUUUCUCUGUUGAUGACAUUUCCGUCUCUCUCUCUGUUUUUCCCCUCUCCAGGAAGAAGUAGGCCUAUUAGCUGCAGGAAAUUGACUCGACAAGUGCAGUCUGCAGCCAGGCGGGCAGGGACCUCAUGUGCAAACUGUCAAACGACAACGACGACGCUGUGGCGGAGAAACGCCAACGGGGACCCGGUGUGCAACGCCUGCGGCCUCUACUUCAAACUGCACAAUAUCAACCGACCUCUGACCAUGAAGAAGGAAGGCAUCCAGACCAGGAACCGGAAGAUGUCCAGCAAGUCCAAGAAGAGCAAAAAGUCCCAAGACACCAUGGACGACUUCUCUAAGAGCCUGAUGGACAAGAGCAGCUCCUUCAGCCCGGCCGCCCUCUCCCGCCACAUGUCGUCCUUCCCGCCCUUCUCGCACUCCGGCCACAUGCUGAGCACCCCCACACCCAUGCACCCUUCCUCCGGCCUCCCAUUCGGCCCCCACCACCCCUCCAGUAUGGUCACAGCCAUGGGUUAGACGGACCGGCGCUUCACUUCGCCGCCGCCCCCCCGAACCCUCGGCCCCACCACCACCACCACCACCACCACACCCCUCGGUACCUCUGCUGACCUGCUUCCAUAUCCUCAAAGACAAACAAACUGCUCCACCUAAGCUCCCCUGUCUCACCGCCGAGCCGCGGUGCGAGAGCGACAGGCUUUAGGCUCCUUUGCCCUCAGUUGUAUCUUAUUUUUAUAAAAAUCAAAGCGAUGUGAAUUCUUUGCAGACUUGACUUGACUGCGGCGCACCGACCUCCAGGGGGAAGAUUUCUUUUUUUUCCUCCAACCAGGGAGAGAAAGAACAAUCUCUCCCCAAGCCGCCGCCGCCGCCGCCACCACCACCACCACACCGAGGCUUUCCUCCCAGCUGAUCCACACGAUAAGGAGCUCCAUUUGUGUACAAAAAGCCAUUUUUCCACACUCAAACGUCACAGAAACAGACAUUACAAGGACUUUUUCGACGCCCUCUCCCUUAACUUCCACACCCGCCUCUCCUCACCUUGCACCUGUGUAACAGGAAUCCCCGCUCCCCUUCCUCUUCUUCUUCUCACUCCUCUUCCUCUGCUGAAGACGAGGAGAGACAGACAUUGAAUAUAUUUGUACAAAUUGUAUGAAAUACAGUACAUUUAAUGAAGACUUUUUAAUUAAGUAAGAAAAAAAGGAAAUUUGCCUGUGGGCAGCUAACGACGAGAAGGGUACGAGUCGCAGCAGGUGGAGAGACUUUGCCCGCCGGAGGAGAGAGGAGAGGAGAGGACGCCUCCGAGUCCUGGAGGAGAGAGAGAACGGGAGGAGGAGGUUAGAAGACGAGCGGGAGAGACUUCAGAGAAAGGGCAGGCCUCGCUUUUUGCCUGCGUGAAUUGUGUUGCAUUAAGUUUGCAGAGAGUCAGCAGCUCUGGCUGCAGGCGUCUCGCCUUUUUUUUUUUUUUUGGAUGUGCUAUAGGUCUCGGGCAAUUGGUUUGUGUUGAUGCGUGCACAUACACACACAUACAGACACACACAUGCACACACACACACACACACACACUUGAUCACCUGAAAGACUUUCUUCCUGCCCACAGAUUAUAUGCAUUGUGAAAAAAGUUCCUGUAUUUGUUAUUUGUAUGUAUAAAUCAGAGUACCAAAAAUACGAAAGAAACAAAGAUGUAGAAUUAUUUCCUUAUGUUAUGCAGACUGAAUGGUUGUAAAAAUUUAAUAAUAAUCACUAGUGUAAAAUAUGACUGCUUUUUGUUUCGUAUUUUUUUUCCCUCUUUGAAAAUAAUAAACUAGUUUAAUCUCUGUUGACAUGUUA
Hippoglossus stenolepis (Pacific halibut) is the source of this 3394-nucleotide messenger RNA. RefSeq names its product GATA binding protein 3 (gene gata3). The transcript is spliced from 6 exons. The record is from RefSeq and is a predicted model, not a curated record. Gene Ontology annotation, cellular component: nucleus. Lineage: Eukaryota; Metazoa; Chordata; Actinopteri; Pleuronectiformes; Pleuronectidae. Gene Ontology annotation, molecular function: DNA-binding transcription factor activity, RNA polymerase II-specific; RNA polymerase II cis-regulatory region sequence-specific DNA binding; zinc ion binding. Gene Ontology annotation, biological process: regulation of epithelial cell differentiation; negative regulation of transcription by RNA polymerase II; cell fate commitment. The coding region runs from base 659 to 2086 and encodes 475 amino acids.